Pisolithus orientalis is the source of this 2017-nucleotide messenger RNA. RefSeq names its product putative fungal pheromone GPCR, STE3-type. The coding region runs from base 307 to 1719 and encodes 470 amino acids. The record is from RefSeq and is a predicted model, not a curated record. Gene Ontology annotation, biological process: G protein-coupled receptor signaling pathway. Gene Ontology annotation, cellular component: membrane. Lineage: Eukaryota; Fungi; Basidiomycota; Agaricomycetes; Boletales; Pisolithaceae. The transcript has 7 exons. Gene Ontology annotation, molecular function: mating-type alpha-factor pheromone receptor activity.
CGAUGACGUGUCCGUAAAGAAGCUGCCUGCCGUCCCCGACGGCCCCAUCCUCUAGUACAUGCUUCAGUACUGAAAUGGACGUCAAUAGGUGUCGGCCUAUUACAUGUCACGUGUGACACGUGACAUUAUGCAAGGUCACGGUCACAUAAUCAUGUAGUAGAAGACAAAGGAGCUACCCCAAACUCCGCCCAUUGUUCUUACCGACAACUUGCGGAAGCAUAAAGAUGCCCAGUAAAUCCAACCAUCGCAAUUCCUCUCAUCCCUUCCGGGCUGGUCCUCUUCGUUUCUGGGAAGUAUACCUCUGCUAUGGACGUUAAUCCCACGUACCCGCUAUUCCCAAUUUUUGCCUUCCUGGGUUUCGUCGUCGUGCUUAUUCCGCUGCCAUGGCAUCUACAAGCGUGGAACUCUGGCACUUGCAUGUACAUUGUCUGGACAGCGCUGGGUUGCUUGCUGCACUUCGUGAACUCCGUUAUAUGGCGCAACAAUGCAUUGAAUGUCGCACCGGUAUGGUGUGAUAUCUCCACCAAGUUGUUCAUCGGCGCCGGUGUUGGAAUACCAGCCGCCGGGUUGUGCAUUAGCCGUAGGCUGUACAAGAUAGCUGUCAUAAAGUCCGUCGCUGUGACUCGCGAGGAUAAGCGUCGCGCCGUUAUUGCUGACCUUGCUAUCACUAUUGGGAUACCAGUUAUGGUUAUGGCGUUGCACUACAUUGUACAAGGUCAUCGCUUUGAUAUCCUGGAGGAUGUCGGAUGCUGGCCAUCGAUCUAUAACACCCUUCCUGCAUAUUUUCUCGUUUUUAUGUGGCCUACGCUCCUGGGUUGUAUAUCAUUCAUAUAUUCAGCUUUGAACUUGCGGGCCUUUUAUAUGCGCCGAUUGGAAUUCAACCAGCUGCUUACGUCGAACAGCUCAAUGAAUGUCGGCCAGUAUAUUCGUCUGAUGGCUUUGGCCUGUAUCGAAAUGUCAUCUACCAUUCCCAUAUGCAUCGCCAGUCUCUGCAUCUCAAAUGAAGCUGUCCCGAUUCAACCAUGGAUAUCUUGGGACAACACUCAUUAUAACUUCUCGCACGUUGGUCUUUACCCCACUGUCAUCUGGCAAAGUAAUUCAAAAUAUGUUGCGUCCGUGGAAAUGACUCGGUGGUUAUUCCCCGCAUGCGGGCUGUUAUUUUUUGCUUUAUUCGGCUUUGCAGCUGAGGCACGCAAACAGUACCGUGCCUUGUUUUUGUCAAUCGUGAAGAGGUUCUUUGGUUACCAGCCAACCUCUGGGAGGGCGCAGCGUGCGCUACCAAGUUGGAAUUGCAGUUUCAACAAGUCCAUGGAUCAGUCGUCUGGUUCCUUACCCGUCUACGUCACCUCAUUUCCUCCCUUUGUCAAGCCAGAAGCAUCUUUUGAAUUCUCCUCGAAGAGCUAUGCUACCGGGCCGCGCUUAGAGAAAGCGAUCGAUAGUUGGUCGCCGACGCUGCCUCGAUACUCUGUAGAGAACGAUAGCUCGCCGACGGCUACCGACUUCUCCGAGUUUGAUAGCAACACGCAGCGAAGUGGUAAUGAAGCGAAGUUCUCGCCUUCACAUCCUGACUCCGUGGAUAUCAGUGAUGUCCCCGCCCGCCACCGCCCGUUCACGCCACCGAGCGUUUUGCCCGUCCGUGUCAAUGAUGCUCGGAUGUCGCACUGCCUCCAUGCGAGUAUUGCUGUUUCCGUCCAAACCCAAUAUGGGGUCGUGCUUUAACGACGAUACGACCAAUUCUUGGCUUGUACCAGGUGUCAGUCGCAGGAAGGUGCUACCCACGACGUCCGAUAUUGUAUUUCUACAGUGCAUUUCUCGACAUGUCGUUCCCCGGACUUUUUCACUCUUUGACCUCUAGCUUAGCUUACGGCUCCUUGAACGACUCUACAACGUAUGGCGAAAACGCUGUGCCCUUUCGAUUUCCUUCCAUACACUCUACUCUUGUAUCUGUUACACAUCGCGGUACCGCAAACAACUAGACUCACAAUGUGACCGUCAUUUUAUACCCUCUGCAUCAACG